Messenger RNA from Aptenodytes forsteri (emperor penguin), 3832 nucleotides. RefSeq lists its product as uncharacterized. The transcript is spliced from 9 exons. The record is from RefSeq and is a predicted model, not a curated record. The coding region runs from base 14 to 1657 and encodes 547 amino acids. NCBI's taxonomy places the organism in Eukaryota, Metazoa, Chordata, Aves, Sphenisciformes, Spheniscidae.
CGGCCCCGGCCCCAUGCUGCGCUCCCUGCUCUCCGGCUGCCUCUGCCCCCACGCAGCAGGUAAGAAGAGCCCACCUGCUGAGGACAAAGUCGUGCUAACACAUAUGAAGAUACUGAGCAAUGAAGGAAUUCAAAACCCAGGUUUAAUCCCAGAGGCUCCAGCUGACACAGCCUGCACAGAAGAGUCCCAUCUCCCCAGUGCCAGCCUCCCACCGGGCUGCCAGGGAAAUCCGAAUGCAGCAGCCGCACUGGCAGAUGCAGACUACGCAGAUGCCCCGGCAAGUACAGACUAUGUAGCCACACUGCCUGACCUCAGCGCCUUCGAGUCCAAGUGCCGACUUCACAGAUUCUCCAAAUUUGAAUCCGAGGACUCGGGGGUUGAAUUGCCAAGCGGGGCUAAUUCUCCGUCAACGCCGACGGGUUCAGAGAAGAGCUUUGUGCUUCACAGCAGAGACUCAUUUUGUGACUCAGGCGUGCUUAGCACUUCUUCUUCUCCAGAAAUUGACCAUCUGAUAAUGAGAACAUGUAAAGAGCAUGCCAGAAAAGUCAGCCACCAAGAUCCAGAGAGCGAAAAGCAAGCCGAGUACUACAGCCAGGAGGCAGAUGCUGUGCAGGGUCCUACAGCUUCCCUUGAAGACUUCAGUGUCCCUCAGGAAGAAAGUCCCGAUGAACAUUUUGACCAGAGCAAAAGGCAAUCGCUGGAAAAGGAAGCUACUCCAGAGACGGACCUUCCCAGGGAAAGCACUCUUCCCACCCCAGGUCCCAUAGAAGAGCCAAAGACAAUUGCUGACAAUUUCCCAGAGAACUUUGGCAGCAUGCAAGACCUUCAGAUCCAUGGACAUCAGCUGAAGAAGUACCCCACAAGCGACAGUCUGGAUGAAUACAUGGAUGAAUGCUGUAGACUGAGUGAGGUGAACCAAGGUAACAGCAAAGCCCUGGGAUCUGGUCUGGGAUACCUGGAACACAUUUGCCAACUGAUUGAGAAGAUUGGGCAGCUGCAGGAGCACAACCUGCGUCUCCAAAAGCAAGUGUGCAGCUUGCAGAAAGAGCAGAAGAUGAGCCAGAUAAAAGAGGAGUACCUUCUGCAGCAUUGCUCCUGUGGAGCUGCCAGUGUCUUCCUCAACUCGUACCAAGACAUGAAGACGUUUUUUGCUGGGAGGAGCAGACCUCACAGCCUCUUGGUUCAGACUGGAAACCCUUCUGAUCUUUCCAUCAUCCCAGAAAUAGGAGCGAACGCUGAAAAGCUGAGCAGCUGCAAUGGAAGCGAGAGAUACCCGGAAUCCGGAAACAGCCAGCCGAUGGUGGGGCUCAGGAAGUCGUCAAACAAUAGGAACAACAAGGAGAAUGAGUACAGAGAAGCUGGUGGUAUGGCUGAGGGACAGGCUUUUCCGUCAAAGGACCCUGCAGUAAAAAAGGGUCUGGACGUCAGCAAGAACAUCUCGGGUGAGAGCCAUGCUUGGGGGAGAAUGAGAGAUCUUAUGAGGAAGACACGGCUGAGAAACCAGAACAAGCUGGGGCUGUCCUCUGCUGCUCUGAAGAGGUCCUGCCCACAGUUGUACAGGCCAGAUAUUAUGUCUUCGGAGCUGAGGAAAACUGAGAGGAACUCCAUGAUUGUUCUGGGGCAGAAUACAAAGAAUGAAAACAUAUGGCCUUUCUGAUAACCUGGGUCAAAUGGAACAAGAAAGGCAAAGUAAGAACACCAAUGGACACAAAACCAAGAACCCCAGGGUUACUUUGUGCAACCUGCAUCCUACGGUUGUCAACAGAGCAACUCCGACUUGAGCGUUGGAAGGGAAAGAGGGAAGGGGGAGGUUGAGAAGGGUCUGUGGACAGAUGCAUGCUCAGCUAUGUACGGCUUCGCUUCUGAAUCUGAAGUAUACUUACAAAAGUCAAGCCACAGAUGAAAAUUGCUGUUAGCAUCCUGGCAACGUAACCAACAGAGACUUUUAAGUAAGAUUUGGAAAUUCUUCUUCCUCUCUGGGUUCGGAACAAAAUUACCUGAAGCAUUGAAGCUUUUAAAUUAUCAUUGCUUUCUGGGGACCUUCUCCAGCUGAAAUAAACUUAAGCUUUAUGGGACACAGCAGCAUCUAGAAGAGUGCCAGGGACUCCUUGCCUUGUGCAGAAGUGGCUGUUGGAAGGACAGCCUCCUCCCUCUUGGGGGGGGGGUUGAGUUGCAGUCUCUGCUUGUCCCCAACACGGCUCCUCCCUUCAGAAGAGCAUCUGGCCAGCUGUGCCAUUUUACUGGAAUCCAACAGGAAAACCAAGUCUGUAAAGCCAAGACUUCCUACAAGGCCAUUCCUGAAUCCACCACUAGCUUCCCAUCCUGUGGGCCUGCUCCUUCCGCAGACAGAGGCCCCUCGACUCCGGUGCUACCCUACACAGAAGGUGGCAUCGUGCAGGCUCAUUGCAGAGACCAGAGCGAGGGGCACCGCGGGAAUCAGCCUUUCGAGAGACUGGAGGGUGCAUCCAAGGCAACACCUCAGCUUCCCCAGGCAGCCCAGCUCUUGUGCUAUCAGCCUUUUGCAGGGGGGGAACCAGGCUUGAAUUCCUACUUUUAAGUUACAAGUUAAGUCCUCUGGGUGUGCAGGUGGGGGCCCGACGCUGUAGGUGGGGUAGUCAUGCUGCUGUAUGGCUCAGCCUGUGCUCUCUCUGCUGGGAAAAGGCAAGAGGGAGAGCAGAGCUGCAAAGAAGAGUUAUUCAAAUACAUACACCCUUAAUAAGCUGCUGCUCUUUUGGGCCACGUUAACAACUGCGUAACACUGACCGUGUUUGGUGGCUGCCUUAUUGCCACACGUCCACUGAUUCCAGACUCAAGGGACAGGCAGCGCAUGCUUCUGAAGGUCCCAUGGUUGCAGUGGUCUCUGCACACCAGCUCUUAUUGGUACUAGCACAGUAAUUAAUCCACAUGGAGUAAAGAUUUAAAUAAACCAGCUUUGCCUCUUAUUAAAAGAUUAUUCUACUCCCUAAAUGACAAUAUAAUUGCAAGUCAAGCAAUUGCUGUUUAAAAAUCCCUCCCCAACCCAAACUUGCCUGGGAACCAAGAUUUGAGAAGCUGGCAGGAAUGGAUCAACUUAGCAGACUUAGCCUUUCAGUAACAGACGCUUCCCCCUUGCUUACCCGGAUCAGCUGGAGCCCUUGGAGUCCUCAAAACCAGAGCGGGAUCUCUUCUGAGAUUCAAAAUACCCCAGCCGUGCUCUCCCAGGGCAGCUGUAGUUUGCAGGGGUGAGCAAAGUCAGCAGCCCAGGCCUGGUUCUCCAAGUACUCAGAAGGGUUGUUACUGUUACUUAGUAUCUCAAAAAAAAAAACCCAACCAAAACCACCAAAAACACCCCAGACACCCCAGUCUGUGCUGACUCAAAGUUAGGACCCUGAAAUAGGUGCUGUGUUUAAUGUUUCAGUUGUAGCUGCUGCUGCGGGAACUUGGUUAUUCACUGUGUAUCUUGCUAGCUUCAUCCAAAGCUAGAAAGAUUUAUAACUUGAUUAUUCUGUGAAUAGUCUGUAUAUCUCCAGAAAUACAGGGGACUAAAAUCCAUUAUCCCUCCAGCUUUACAGAGACUGUAAGGAAUGUGAAUCAGUGCAAACUGAAUUUAAAGUGUUUUAAGACAUAGCAUCGUGAACUGAUAUUCCCCCCCUGCUCCAUUUACAUUAUAGGUUUUUUUUUCUUUUAAACUAAAAUGAACUAGCACUCUUUUUUAUUACAGCAUUAUAUGAAAUAUAUUCAUGUAUUUUCAGAAAUAAAUAUAUUUAUAACAUGUAACAUACUGUAUAGUUCUCCACUUCAGGAUGCAUUGUAAUACAAGCAUAAGGAAUUUAAUAAAAGCAUCACUUAUGAU